This is a messenger RNA of Gossypium raimondii (Peruvian cotton), 1526 nucleotides long. Its product is annotated as myb-related protein 2. NCBI's taxonomy places the organism in Eukaryota, Viridiplantae, Streptophyta, Magnoliopsida, Malvales, Malvaceae. The record is from RefSeq and is a predicted model, not a curated record. The coding region runs from base 129 to 1265 and encodes 378 amino acids. Gene Ontology annotation, molecular function: DNA binding; DNA-binding transcription factor activity. The transcript has 7 exons.
CUUAUGUUGCUUUAUAUAGCCAUGCUUGGAGGGUCUCACCUUUCGCUUGUAACAAGUGACCAUAAGGGAAGGUGAAGAGUUUGUUUAGCAAAGAUCAAAAUUUCAUCAAAGCCAAACAAUCAUCAGAAAUGUACCACCACCAUCAACAUCAAGGGAAGAACAUUAACUCUAGUUCGAGAAUGGCGGUUCAUAACGAGAGGCAUUUGUUCUUGCAAGGUGGCCAUGGAGAUUCCGGGCUCAUGCUUUCGACCGAUGCCAAGCCGAGACUGAAAUGGACACCCGAUCUUCACGAGCGGUUCAUUGAAGCUGUCAAUCAGCUUGGAGGAGCCGACAAGGCUACACCUAAAACAGUGAUGAAAUUAAUGGGAAUUCCGGGCCUUACCUUAUACCAUCUCAAAAGUCAUCUUCAGAAAUACAGGCUUAGUAAAAAUCUCCAUGGACAAACUAAUAAUGGCAGUACCAAAAUAGGUGCGGUUGCAAUGGCAGGCAAAAGAAUGUCUGAAGCGAACGGCUCGCCGAUGAAUAGCUUAAGUAUUGGACCUCAAGCAAACAAGGGCAUACAAAUAGGGGAAGCGCUGCAAAUGCAAAUCGAAGUACAGAGAAGGCUGCAUGAGCAACUCGAGGUACAGCGACAUUUACAGCUUCGUAUCGAGGCGCAAGGGAAGUACUUACAAUCCGUGCUAGAGAAAGCUCAAGAGACUCUGCAUAGACAAAAUUUAGGCACGGUGGGGCUCGAAGCGGCCAAACUUCAGCUAUCGGAACUGGUAUCAAAAGUAUCAAACCAAUGCCUGAAUUCGGCAUUCCCGGAUUUGAAAGAUUUACGAGGUUUAUGCUGUCAACAAACACAACAGAAUCCGCCCAACGAUUGUUCCAUGGAUAGUUGUUUAACUUCAUGUGAAGGGUCACAGAGAGAUCAAGAAAUACACAAUAAUGGAAUGUGUUUAAGGACUUAUAACACUCACAAAGAUCCAUUGAUGCACCAUCAAACUGAAACGAAAUCGUCCGAAAACAAAACGAUGGGUAACGAUGACGAUGACGAAAGAAGAAUGUUUUUCGCAGAUAGAAACUGUAGCGAUUUAUCGAUGAGUGUCGGAUUACGGGGAGGCUUUUCCCAGGCAAGAAAUGAAGAACAUAGUUUCUUAGAUGUAGGAAACAAAAGGGUGGAUUCAGUCAAUAGAUUACCUUACUUCGCAACAAAGCUGGAUUUAAACGUUGAUGAAAAACAUUGCAAACAGUUUGAUCUCAAUGGUCUCAGUUGGAGCUGAAGAUCGGUAUAAAUCUCAUCUCAUUUCGAUUACAACUCGGAUUUCGGUGAAGAAAAUUGAUGUUCUUUCGGGAUAUCCGAUCAAAUAGAAACAAUACAGAAAAGUUUAAUGUAUUUAUUAUCAUCAUGUAUUGUUUAAGACAAGAGAUGAUUAAAUUAAGGAAACAUAGGUUGAAUGUUAGGUGUUCAAAGACUUCGAUUUUAUUUGUAUCAGAAUAUGGAUUUUAACAGUAAAAAAAAAUUUAACCCAUGAAUUAGUUUA